AUGAUUCCACUUGUCUUCACCCUUGUCUUUUCCAGCAUAGUGGCUGGCUUCUGCAAAGUGAUGGAAGUGACCCAGCCAGCAUUCAUAGUGGCAAAAACGCAAGAGGCUGCCCGCUUUGUCUGUGAAUAUAACAAUGCUGGAGAUGCAACUGAUCUCAGAAUAGCGUUGCUGAAACAGAUAGGCAAUGAGUCCAUCGAGAUCUGUGCUACGUCCUUUACUGCUGAAUAUGAGUCAUUCAGCAUGAAGGAUGUCCGGGUCCAAGUUGAUACUAGUCACGAGAGUGUCAAUGUUACACUUUUCGGGCUGCAGACAACUGAUGCUGGUCUGUAUGUUUGCAGAAUGGAAAGGAUCUUCCCUCCUCCCUAUUACCCAGUCAAGGGAAAGGGGACCCAGCUCUAUGUCAUUGACAAAGAUCCAUGCCCGGACUCAUGCCCAGACAUGCAUCUGUUUCUUUGGAUAAUAAUAAGCGUAUUUUCUGGAUUGCUUGGCUACAGCAUAGUACUCACAACCUACAUACUGAGAAAAGCAAAACGAAAGCGCGCCUAUUACGCUCCUGGAAUCUACGAGAAGUUUAUAUCACUGUAA
Messenger RNA from Elgaria multicarinata webbii, 585 nucleotides. It is a transcript of the gene CTLA4, whose product is annotated as cytotoxic T-lymphocyte associated protein 4. Gene Ontology annotation, biological process: B cell receptor signaling pathway; negative regulation of regulatory T cell differentiation; regulation of T cell proliferation. Bases 1 to 585 code for a protein of 194 amino acids. The transcript is spliced from 4 exons. Lineage: Eukaryota; Metazoa; Chordata; Lepidosauria; Squamata; Anguidae. Gene Ontology annotation, cellular component: membrane; external side of plasma membrane. The record is from RefSeq and is a predicted model, not a curated record.